AUGUCCUGGAUCUCGGAGCUGUCAGGCGGCCAACCACCUCCCAAAUUCGUCGACAAUUCCACCGACAAAGUCAAGGAUCCUUCAAUUCCGGGAAGGAUGGUUUCCACUAAAUCCGCAAACCGACCUUUCCUUGCGCACAGAGAAUACCGCGAAAAGCAGGAGGCGUUGCAUGCCGCCUGGCUCGAGAAGAAGAAGAUUCACGACGAAAAGAUCGCUAAGGGCGAAAAGGUCGAACCCCUGGAACCUGAUCCCACGGCCGUGCAGGAAGUGGGGCUUCUAGGUCUCCUCAAGUUCAUUGUCAUUGUCCUAGUCUGCAUCGCGCUUGCGGGCAAGUUCUUCACUGGGAGUUUUAUGUGGGAAAGUAAUAGCAAAUGGCUCAAACUCGACACCUACUUUGCCUCACCCCAUCAACGGCUAUUUUCAGAGAAAUUUUUGGCAGAAUUCAAUGGAAAAGACGGCAGACCCUUAUACUUGGCCAUUGAUGGGGACGUUUUCGACGUUUCAAAGGGAAAGGCAUACCAGCCAGGUGGAUCUUAUCAUCAUUUCGUUGGUAUUGAUGCAGCGCGUGCUUUCGGUACGGGUUGCUUCCAAACGCACCGCACUCAUGAUACCCGUGGAAUGUCAGAAAAGGAAUUAGCCAGCCUCGCUCACUGGAAAAAGUUUUACGCAGAACACAAGGACUAUGUUAAAGUAGGCAGGGUCAACCACCCACCUAUUGACCCUUCCACGCCUAUACCUGAGCACUGCGAUCCUAAGAAAGCAAAGGCUGCCAAAGAGGCCGAAGAGAAGAAGAGGAAAGCAGAGGAAAAGGAGAAGAACAACGCCAAGAAGCCGGAGCAUGAAGAGCUUUAA
Psilocybe cubensis is the source of this 852-nucleotide messenger RNA. RefSeq lists its product as uncharacterized. Bases 1 to 852 code for a protein of 283 amino acids. Gene Ontology annotation, cellular component: membrane; endomembrane system. Lineage: Eukaryota; Fungi; Basidiomycota; Agaricomycetes; Agaricales; Agrocybaceae. The transcript has 6 exons. The record is from RefSeq and is a predicted model, not a curated record.